Messenger RNA from Brassica napus (rape), 2002 nucleotides. Its product is annotated as probable WRKY transcription factor 3. Gene Ontology annotation, molecular function: sequence-specific DNA binding; DNA-binding transcription factor activity. The coding region runs from base 168 to 1640 and encodes 490 amino acids. NCBI's taxonomy places the organism in Eukaryota, Viridiplantae, Streptophyta, Magnoliopsida, Brassicales, Brassicaceae. The transcript is spliced from 4 exons. The record is from RefSeq and is a predicted model, not a curated record. Gene Ontology annotation, biological process: regulation of DNA-templated transcription.
AUACUGAUAUAAAAAAAACAUUAAAAACGAAAUGAAACUGAAACACGACACGGAUUGUGUAAAGAAACAAAAAAGAGUUUAAAAGAGAGAGGAAAGAAAAGGAAAAACAAAAGUUAUCUUUUUGGUUUGUUAGAUUCUAUCCUCUUUGUGUUUCCAAAUCGGAAUCGAUGGCGGAUAAGGAAGAACAAGAGGUUGAACAUCAACAAAAGCAACCUUCGACGUUAAAAUCAUCAACCGGAGCUCCAUCACGGCCAACGAUUUCACUACCUCCUCGACCCUUUGGAGAAAUGUUUUUCAGCGGUGGCCUUGGAUUCAGUCCUGGUCCUAUGACCCUCGUCUCCAAUCUCUUCUCCGAUCCUGAUGAGCUCAAAACCUUCUCUCAGCUUCUUGCCGGAGCCAUGGCUUCCCCGGCGGCUGCUGUUGCUGCCGCCGCUGUCGUCGCUACUGCUCAUCAGACCCCAGUGAGUUCCGUCGGUGGAAGCGGCGGUGAUGUUGACCCGAGGUUUAAACAAAACAGACCAACGGGAUUGAUGAUUGCACAGCCACCGGCGAUGUUCACCGUGCCGCCGGGAUUAAGUCCGGCGACGCUUCUUGAUUCGCCGAGCUUCUUUGGUCUUUUUUCACCCAUUCAGGGAGCAUUUGGUAUGACACACCAACAAGCUUUAGCACAAGUCACUGCACAAGCAGUUCAAGGCAAUGGUGUCCAAAUCCAAUCACAAUCCGAAUAUCCUUCCUCUACACAACAACAAGAGACUUCUUCUGAACCUAUGUCCCAGCUUCCCGCCCUGGCUCAGAGAGAUACCGUGGAAGUAUCAGUCUAUGAGCAUCGGCCAUCACAGCCUCAAAACGCUGAUAAACCAGCUGACGAUGGAUACAACUGGAGAAAAUACGGACAGAAGCAAGUCAAAGGCAGCGAUUUUCCUCGGAGCUAUUACAAAUGCACGCACCCCGCGUGUCCUGUCAAGAAGAAAGUGGAGAGAUCUCAGGAUGGGCAAGUGACUGAAAUCAUCUACAAGGGCCAGCACAGUCACGAGCCUCCACAAAACAAGACUAAGAGAGACAAUACCGGGAGUUCUAGAAGUUCUGAUGUUGCAACUCAGUUUCAUACCAGUAAUAGUGGUCUCAACAAGAAUAAGAGAGACCAGGAAACAAGCCAGGUUACUACUACAACAACAGAGCAGAUGUGUGACGCAAGUGAUAGCGAAGAAACUAGUGUGGAGCCUGAUCCCAAGAGAAGGAAUAUGGAAGUGCGGGUUACAGAACCAGUUACUUCAACGCAAAGAACAGUGACAGAGCCUAGAAUUAUAGUCCAGACAACGAGUGAAGUUGAUCUCUUAGAUGAUGGAUUCAAAUGGCGCAAGUAUGGUCAGAAAGUAGUCAAAGGAAACCCUUAUCCUAGGAGCUACUAUAAGUGUACAACACCGGGGUGUGGAGUGAGGAAACAUGUAGAGAGAGCAGCAAGCGAUCCUAAAGCUGUAGUGACAACAUAUGAAGGGAAACAUAACCAUGACGUUCCAGCUGCUAGAAAUAGCAGCCAUCAGUUAAGACCAAACAACAAUCUACACAACACCACGGUGGAUAACAUGAAUCAAGAACAGCGUGUUGCGCGUCUGAGGCUUAAAGAAGAGCAAAUCACUUGAGAAAUCUGUGAGUUUGAAAGAAUCUUUUUUGGUUAAUGAAUCUGUUUUGUUUGGUGUUACUAAGUUAUCACAGGCUUCUAUGGGCAGAAACUCUGAUAAAGUACAAUUUCAGAAGGUAUAUUAUCUUCCACGUUGGAAUCUUUUGUAUAAAGCUCAACGCUUUAGGAUGUAAUGUAAGAAACCAGAUUCGAGACAAUGUUCUUAACUCUUAUGUUGGAUUCUUUUGUACAUGGGGAAAUACAGGGAUCUUUUUGUUCUUCUGACAAUAGGUUACAGUUUGUUGAUGAAGUGUCAUCUUGUAAUAAUAACUAGCUUAAGAAUUACCGGAUGAAUGUUAUAUAUAAAACUAUUUUAAUCUAUUA